Messenger RNA from Diaporthe citri, 1662 nucleotides. RefSeq lists its product as uncharacterized. Gene Ontology annotation, biological process: coenzyme A biosynthetic process. The record is from RefSeq and is a predicted model, not a curated record. NCBI's taxonomy places the organism in Eukaryota, Fungi, Ascomycota, Sordariomycetes, Diaporthales, Diaporthaceae. The transcript has 2 exons. Gene Ontology annotation, cellular component: nucleus; cytosol. Gene Ontology annotation, molecular function: pantothenate kinase activity; ATP binding. The coding region runs from base 1 to 1662 and encodes 553 amino acids.
AUGACGGAGCGGGAGCCCCAGCUGUCGCACUCGGGCGACGAUGCGACACCAGCCGGAACAGGGGCCAGGAGCACCGGCGGCAUCACAAGCGGGGACACAAGCGAGAGCGCAACCGCAAGUGGUAGUGGAAGUGCCAUCCUGGACCCGGCCGUCGACGCAGAGCAGAUAGGAAGGCCCAGGACAGCGACCACCACGGCCGAGAUCGACAGCACCAUAAUACACCCGGGCAGCGUUAAGAUCAAUGUCAAGGGCGCCUUUAUCGUGGAGCAGGACUCGGCGACCCCCGUGGCCCAGAGCUUCAACGGCGGGAGGGGGUCGCCCGACCACCACCAGACCAAGGACAUAAGGCUGCCCAACCACACAGCCGUGGUGAGCCACAUAGCAGUGGACAUCGGCGGGUCCCUGGCCAAGCUCGUCUACUUCUCGCGCGAGGGCUUCUCCACCGAGCCCGGCGGCCGCCUCAACUUCACCAUCUUCGAGACCGACAGGAUAGACGACUGCAUCGCCUUCAUGCGCCACCUCAAGGAGAACCAACAGACCCUCAACGGCUCCAACCCCGGCCAGCUGAUCGUCAUGGCCACCGGCGGCGGCGCCUACAAGUACUACGACAAGAUCCGCGACGUGCUGGGCGUCGACGUCAUCCGGGAGGAGGAGAUGGAGUGCCUGAUAAUAGGCCUGGACUUCUUCAUCACCGAGAUCCCGCGCGAGGUCUUCACCUACAGCGAGACCGACCCCAUGCACUUCGCGAGCCCCGAGGAGAACAUGUACCCCUACCUGCUCGUCAACAUCGGGUCCGGCGUGUCCAUGCUCAAGGUCUCCGGCCCAAGGGAUUUCCAGCGCGUGGGCGGCACGAGCCUCGGCGGCGGCACCCUCUGGGGCCUGCUGAGCCUGCUCACCGGCGCGAGGACCUUCGACGAGAUGCUCCACAACGCCGCGCUCGGCGACAACUCCCACGUCGACAUGCUGGUGGGUGACAUCUACGGGACGGACUACGGCAAGAUCGGCCUGAAGAGCACCACCAUCGCGAGCUCCUUCGGCAAGGUGUUCAAGAUGAAGCGCGAGGCCGAGAGCGAGGCCGAGGACAUGGGCGGCCUGAGCAACGGCGACAUAGACCACGCUCUUCACGAGCAACGGCAGCAGAACCAGCAACAGACACAUCAUCAACACCCAGCAGCACCAUCAUCAUCAUCCGGCCCUGGGCAACCAGCACCAGCGCCGGCAGACACAUCGCGCUUCUCCUCAGCCGACGUGUCCCGCUCCCUCCUCUACGCCAUCUCCAACAACAUCGGCCAGCUGGCCUUCCUGCAGUCGCAGGUGCACGGGCUGGAGCGCAUCUACUUCGGCGGCUCCUUCAUCCGCGGCCACCCGCAGACCAUGAACACGCUGUCGUACGCCAUCAAGUUCUGGUCCAAGGGCGCCAAGCAGGCCUACUUCCUGCGCCACGAGGGCUACCUGGGCGCCGUCGGGGCGUUCCUCAAGCGGCAGCCGCGCAACUGGGGCCGCAGGGGCAGCUUCGAGGAGGGCGGCAGCGGGAGCCUCGGCCUCGAGAGCAGGAUGAAGGGCCGCGCCGACGACAGCAUCGAGACGCCCCAGCCCGUCAUGGAGUACCCCGGGACCGCGUCGACGGCGUUCGCAUAUCCUGGCACGCUGCCUAGUGCAUAA